AUUCUUACUUCUUUUUCUAUCGAGUUUUCUUGACCACUUCUACUGCCCCUGUUCCGCAUCCUGGAAUCUGCUCGCUUUUCAGGCACAGACACCUUCUCAGUUCUCACACAGUCACAUGUCCGCGCAAGUGACCCAGCUACAGCAAGCCUACACAACACCCACGGGUCACGAAUCGGUCGGACCCGUUAUUGCGGUUCUUGCGGUCAUCACCGUUCUGGGAGUCAUGGCCGGGAUGAUCGGCAGGCUCUGUUCGGGUCGUCGGGUCCUUGGCCAUGCCCGCUACGACUUCGAGAGCUGGUUCGAGACCAAAUGCUCCUCCUGCAUCGACGGCGGGAUUGCCCCUCCUCCGCCGCCGCCCGGGCAAAGAGAUGCCGUUGGAGACGGUGGCUCGCCGGAGAUCAAAGAAGAACAAGGAGUAGGAGGAGAAAACUCGGGGCAGAGCUCGCCGUCCACGACUUAGUUUCAUAGUUUAAAAACGAGACGUAAGUGAAAGUCAUGCUAUCAGAUGUCUGGGGGGAAAAAGAGAUGGCUCCAUGGAGUUUACAAGGAAAUUUUCAGAAUGUUGGAUGAAGGAAACAAAAUCAACAGCUUUUACUUUAGAUUUGGAUAUUAUUUUCCCUGUUUUGAAUUCUGGGUGCAAAUAAUUCAAGCCAAAAAUAUGUCGUCU
Messenger RNA from Prosopis cineraria, 667 nucleotides. RefSeq lists its product as uncharacterized. Bases 116 to 460 code for a protein of 114 amino acids. The record is from RefSeq and is a predicted model, not a curated record. NCBI's taxonomy places the organism in Eukaryota, Viridiplantae, Streptophyta, Magnoliopsida, Fabales, Fabaceae. The transcript is spliced from 2 exons.